UCGGAAGGCUUCAGACGCCUCCCGCAGGCGGCAGCCCCGGAGGCGGCGCAGGGCAAGGGUGGCCCUGGCGAGUCCGAGGCCGGCGCGGGAGGGGAGGGCGAGCUGCGGGGCGCCGGCGACCAGCCCGAGACGCGCUCGGUAUGCAGCAGCCGCAGCAGCACCAGCAGCGGCGGCGACCAGCGCGCCGGCCACCAGCACCAGCACCACCAGCCCAUCUGCAAGAUCUGCUUCCAGGGCGCCGAGCAGGGUGAGCUGUUGAACCCCUGCCGGUGUGAUGGGUCCGUUCGGUAUACACAUCAGCUUUGCCUGCUCAAGUGGAUUAGUGAGAGGGGCUCCUGGACCUGUGAGCUCUGCUGUUACAGGUACCACGUCAUAGCUAUCAAAAUGAAGCAGCCUUGCCAGUGGCAGAGCAUUUCUAUAACACUGGUUGAGAAAGUUCAGAUGAUUGCUGUAAUCCUAGGAUCCUUAUUCUUAAUAGCAAGUGUGACCUGGCUUCUCUGGUCUGCCUUCAGCCCCUAUGCAGUGUGGCAGAGAAAGGACAUCCUUUUUCAGAUCUGCUAUGGAAUGUAUGGUUUUAUGGACCUAGUGUGUAUAGGUCUCAUUGUCCAUGAAGGAGCCGCCGUUUACAGAGUGUUUAAACGCUGGAGAGCUGUUAACUUGCACUGGGAUGUCUUAAAUUAUGACAAAGCCACAGACAUUGAAGAAAGUAGCCGAGGAGAAUCUUCCACGAGCAGGACUUUAUGGUUGCCAUUGACGGCUCUACGGAACAGAAACUUGGUCCACCCAACACAGCUCACCUCUCCGAGGUUUCAGUGUGGCUACGUGUUAUUACAUCUGUUCAAUCGCAUGAGGCCCCACGAAGACCUGUCAGAGGAUAACAACUCCGGGGAGGUUGUGAUGAGAGUGACAUCCGUGUAGCCAAGUGGACUGCCCAGUGCAUUUUGGAAUGUAAUUGCAAUGAAUGGUCAAACCAUCCAAUUCCUAAAAGAUAAAAAAAACACCACAUCUAGGAACUUUUU
Messenger RNA from Elephantulus edwardii (Cape elephant shrew), 1019 nucleotides. RefSeq names its product membrane-associated ring finger (C3HC4) 11 (gene MARCHF11). The transcript is spliced from 4 exons. Gene Ontology annotation, molecular function: ubiquitin-protein transferase activity. Gene Ontology annotation, biological process: protein ubiquitination. The record is from RefSeq and is a predicted model, not a curated record. Lineage: Eukaryota; Metazoa; Chordata; Mammalia; Macroscelidea; Macroscelididae. The coding region runs from base 385 to 918 and encodes 177 amino acids.